CCUGCACAUGGUAGUGGAGGAAUACAACCAGCUCUGAGGAGCCAGACUAUGCAGGCUUUUCACAUAGCUUCCCUCAAGGCCAGAUGACUCUGCCUGUAGGCCUCAUUGUUUGAUGACAGCAAACCCAUCAAAUGUCAAAAACCGCACACCCCAACUUCUGAUUUUCUAAAUCUAUCCCCUCCCCACCUCUGUUUAACUGCCUGGGGCUUCCUGCUCCUGCUAGUUCAGAUGUCUUAUUAGCCUGUCUGCCCCACUCCCUGCUCCUGCGCCCUCCCCGGUUCUUGGGAGAGGCCCUGCUUCCCAGUCAGUUUCCUGCCCCCCCCCCCCACCUCUCUUUCCUGCCCCACCUCCUGUGUGUGAAUGACCAGAGGCACGGGAAAUCCGUGUGCAGUCAUCGCUGGACUUAAGUCACACACAGCACACUCAGGAACGCCAGAGCUGAGAGUGGCCACCAUACCCCAGUGGAAGAUGCAGCCUGGCUUGCUGGAUGCGUGAGAGUGGGUGACAGUGGGAGACUGCAGCACCUGGGGACACCCUGUGGAACAGACUCUAGGUCCCUGUGACCAUGUUCUCGGAUGAGCGGAAAGACGGGAGCCCCCGCUUUGGGAAGCUUCACUUUCCUGUUGGCCUUUGGAUCAACUCCCCAAAGAAACAUUUUGCCAAGCUGGGACGCAGGUGGCCUAGUGUGGGGUCUGUCAAAUCGACAUCCUCGGAUACAGCCAGCCGUGGAAGUGAGCCUGUGGAGAUGCGCCCGGCCACCAAGAAUAAGGCCAGUCGACAUAAGAGGAUUUCAGCCCUCUUCCAGCGGGGUGGGACUGGCGUGCCCACCAGCGGAGGAAGAGGUCGCUGGGCCAGUGAGAAGAAACUGGCUGAUCUCAUUGAUCCACUGCCCGAAGAUCGAGUUGAGCCUGCCUCGCAGGGAGAAGUGCCAGGGAUCCUGAAAAUCUACGGAGGCGACAUCUCCACAGGUGCCAACUACAAGAGUGUGCUGGCCACAGCGCGCUCCACUGCCCGGCAGCUGGUGCAGGAAGCGCUUGAGCGCUACGGCGUGGCGCAGGCUAAUGCCGAAGAUGCGUAUGUCUUAUGUGACGUGGUUGGCAAUGUCCAUGGCACAGAUGGCUCCUGGCAGGCCCAGUAUCUCCGUGCAGUAGGCGAUUCUGAACGCCCGCUCGUGCUGCAGGAUGUGUGGAAACCCAAGACCGGCUGCACACGCCGUUUUGAGAUCCGCCGACGAUGUGAUGUGGAGAGGAUGGCAGAAGGCGAAGAUGGCGAUGGGUCUGGUAUCUCCCAGGCCCGUCGGCAGCAAUCUCGCCGCUCUCGGGCCGCCUCAGGAGGCCAUGUGGCCCCCAAAGAGAGGGCGGACAACCUUUCCCUCCGUCGCAGCAUCAGCGAGAUGAAUCUCAGCACAAAACGCCGCAGGGACCGCAAAGGAGUGCUGAGCAUGGCGGUUGGGGAACCACAGGAAGCGGCUGAGGAGUCACGACUGAAGGCAGCAGAGGGGGCCGAGGGCACAUCGACUCCUCCAGCAUCUGAAGCAGAGGCCAUGGAUGUGGCCAACUUGGAGCAGCUCUCCCAGUGCCUCAUACAACCACCAACAGAGCACCCCUAUUUCCUACAGUUGCUGGGCUACAAUGAAAAGCAGGAGUUUGUAAUCCACGUGAUGACACGCCGCCGACACAUUUUCGGCCGCCCUGAGCGCUGCCCGGCUCCGGACCAAUCCAACUAUGUGGACACGUUCCUGAGCGCCCCAGACAUCCUCCCGCGCCACUGCUGUGUUGUGUCUUCGGUGCCCCCCGCAGACCCCAGCCAGCCCCGGGGCUCGGCCAUGGUGCGGCCCUUCCGGGGAGCGUUGAUAACCCACAACGGCGCCCCACUCCAUCGCCAGGUGGAGCUGGCUCCCGGAGACUUGCUGGGAAUGGGGCAGCACUUCCUCUUCAUGUACAAGGACCCGCGAGCUGCAGCUGCGCCUCCGGCCUGGCUGCCCAAGGCCUGGGUGUCCCCAGGGUUGGUGGGGGCCUUGGCGUGCCAGGCCUGCGGCCGUUCCCUGCAGGAGCGGCAGGAAGCUUUCCGGGCCUACCUCAAGAGCCGAGAACCUCAGCUGCGCUACCGGCCCCAGGAGCAGGAGGCCCUUUUGGCUGAGAUUGUGAGGCUGCAGGAGGCGCCAAACUGCAGGUUGGGCCCUGCCUUCCUCUUUGGGCUCUGCCUGGAACACGCUGCCCGGGAGCUGGAACCAGGACACCUCCCCAGGUUGAUAGCUAGAAUCGCUCAGCUGGUCAAGGAGGCUGUUUGGGAGAAGAUAAAAGAGAUUGGAGAUAGACAGCCGGAAAACCAGCAGGACAAAGGAGAAUUGGGAAAUCUCAGCAUCGAGGAAGUGGCUGCCGACUUGCGCCCCCUGAUGCUCUGGAUGGCCAACGCGAUGGAGCUGCUCAGCCUCGUGCAGAAAAGAGUCCUGGACAUUGAGAAGGACCUGGACUUGGAGGGAGCUUCCCACAAUGCAUUGCUCUCCAGUGACCUGGAGACCUGUGAUGAGGCAAUGGCGGUCUUGGACGAAGUCAUCAUGUCCACAUUUCAGCAGUCUGUGUACUACCUCACUAAGACUCUCUACUCGGCUCUUCCUGCCUUGCUAGACAGUAACCCCUUCACGGCCACAGCUGACCUGUCCCACGUGCCGGAGCUCAGCAGCAUGCCAGAAGGAAUCCAGGGGACCCUUGCCAUCUACCAGGCCACGCUGGAGUUGACCCGUGACUGUGACCUGCACCCUGACCUUGUCUCGCAGACCUUUGGAUAUCUCUUUUUCUUCUCCAAUGCCUCGCUCUUUAACACUCUCAUGGAGAGAGGCAGUUCCCACCAGUCCUUAUUCCAGUGGGCCAAGGCGGUGCAGAUCCGAACCAACCUGGACCUGGUGCUGGACUGGCUACAAGGGGUGGGCCUGGGGGACAUUGCAACGGAAUUCUUCCGCAAGCUCAGCACCACGGCCAACUUACUGUGUGUGCCCAAAACCAGCUUGCUUCAGACAUCCUGGUCUCGCCUGAGAAAUGACUAUCCGGCACUGACCCCGGCUCAGCUCCAUCAUGUGCUCACAAAUUACCAGCUGGGACCUGGGCGAGUGUCUCCUGAAUGCUGGAGCCCACCUGAAAAGGAAAGAGAUGAGAUUGCACACAGUGACAUAUUUGAGAGUUUCACAGACCACCCUCCCCUGAUCCUUCCAUGUGAUGGUUUCCGCUUGCGCCUCUCAGAGCCUGUGUCAGACGACACCCUCCAUCGCCAACUCAUACGCCUGCGACGUUUCCUCUGGGAGCUGGAGCGCGAAUCUCUUCCAGCCAACCAAAGGGCAGUGUACGGGCUGGAUCCCAGCCAAUGA
Podarcis muralis (Common wall lizard) is the source of this 3361-nucleotide messenger RNA. It is a transcript of the gene RASIP1, whose product is annotated as Ras interacting protein 1. Gene Ontology annotation, biological process: negative regulation of Rho protein signal transduction; signal transduction; regulation of GTPase activity. The record is from RefSeq and is a predicted model, not a curated record. Lineage: Eukaryota; Metazoa; Chordata; Lepidosauria; Squamata; Lacertidae. Gene Ontology annotation, molecular function: GTPase binding. Gene Ontology annotation, cellular component: cell-cell junction.